CAGCUCGUAUGCGUGUAGGACUACGUUUAGAAUGAAGUACGUAUGAAUUAUAUGGUGAAAAAGACUGAACCGUAGACAGAUAUGGAAGGACAUGAAGAAGAUGACUUAGAGGAGCUGAAUUCAACUGUUUGUACACUUCCACCGAAUGUACAAAAUGUGAUUGAACAGGUUUUACCUAGUACGGAUCCAUUGGACCAACCAAACUUCAAUGUAGUGGACUAUAUAAAUUCACUGUUCCCAACAGAACAGUCCCUCUCAAACAUAGAUGAUGUAGUAAAUAAUAUGGAAUUAAAAAUACGUACCAUUGACAAACAGAUCCGCUCUGUGGUACGUGGUCAGACAAAUGUAGGACACGAUGGAAGAGCAGCAUUAGAAGAUGCACAAAAAGUCAUAAAGCAAUUAUUUGUACAUAUUAAAGAUAUAAAAGAUAAAGCUGAACAAUCUGAGGAAGUGGUUAAGGAAAUAACAAGGGAUAUUAAACAGUUGGACUUUGCCAAAAGAAAUCUCACUGCCUCAAUAACUGCUUUAAAUCAUCUGCAUAUGCUUGUAGAAGGUGUAGAUACCUUAAAGGUAUUAACACAAAAGAAACAAUAUGGUGAAAUUAUAUUACCAUUGCAAGCUGUCAUGGAAGUAAUGCAACACUUUAAUAGUUACAUGGAUAUACCUCAAGUGAAACAAUUGUCCGAUGAAGUGAGUCACAUACGUCAUGAAUUGGCCCAACAAAUUACAACAGAUUUCAAACAAGCAUUCUCUGGUCAAAACCCAAAGUCCUUUAAUCAACUAACAGAAGGCUGUUUAGUGUUAUCUAUAUUAGAUAUACGUAUAUUCAAGAAAGAUCUGCUUACCUGGUUUGUGGGUAUUCAGUUACAAGAAUAUGCACAUCUGUUUGAAGAGAAUCAAGAUUUUGCAUGGUUGGAUAAAAUUGAUCGUAGAUAUGCAUGGAUAAAAAAGCAUUUGCUCGAUUUUGAAUCGAAAUUCGGGACAAUCUUUCCACAAGACUGGGAAAUUUCAGAAAGGAUCGCUGUAGAAUUUUGUAAUGUCACGCGAGAAGAUCUGACUAGGCUAAUGCACAAAAGACGUUGUGAAAUAGAUGUAAAAUUAUUACUCUAUGCAAUUCAAAGAACUAGUAACUUUGAGUCAUUGUUAGCAAAAAGAUUUAGUGGUAUUACUUUAGAAAAUACGGAAACAGUAAAUAAAAAAGGUACUAUCAAUACUGAUACCACAGAUAAAGUUCAGGACAAUCCAUUUGAAGAGAAUGAACAGGUACAAAAUGAAAAACCGAAGACAUCGCCGUUUUCAAAUCUCAUUGGUACAUGUUUUGAGCCAUAUUUAAACAUUUAUAUAGAAAGUUUAGAUCGCAAUUUAGCGGACUUAAUGGAGAAAUUUAUAUCGGAUUCUAAAACACAACCACCCGGUGCUAAAGACUUUGAUGGUAUCGAGGGACCUAGUAGCGUUUUAUCUUCCUGUGCAGAUUUGUUUGUAUUUUAUAAAAAAUGCAUGUUGCAAUGUACACAACUUAGCACUGGCUUGAUUAUGUUAAGCCUGGCUGAAACUUUCCAAAAAUAUCUGCGAGAAUAUGCCCUUAAAAUUCUUCAAAAUAAUUUACCCAAAAUUGGAGGCAGUGCAGGACUUGCCACAAGUAUGAGUAGUAUAACACGUGACUUCCGAGAUCUCUCAACUUCCGGUUUUAUACAAAAUUUUCAAAGUUUUUUGAAAGAAGGUGAAAAUACUAGGUUUAGCAAAGAAGAACAAUCACGUAUAUGCUGCAUAUUAACUACAGCAGAAUAUUGCUUAGAAACAACGCAACAGUUGGAAGAAAAGUUGCGUGAGAAAACAGAUAAAUGUUAUGCUGAAAAAAUUAAUUUGUCUCAGGAACAAGAUAUUUUUCACAAUGUCAUAUCAAAUUGUAUCCAACUACUUGUUCAAGAUUUAGAAUCGGCAUGCGAAUCCGCGUUGACUGCAAUGACCAAGGUUCAAUGGAGUGUCAUAGAAGUUGUUGGUGAUCAAAGCAAUUAUGUCAAUACUAUUGUGGCACAUCUGCGACAAACAAUACCUACUAUCAGAGAUAGAUUGUCUUCAUGCAGGAAAUACUUCACACAACUGUGUGUGAAGUUUUCAAGCUCUUUUAUAGUGAAAUUAGUACAGCAAUUAUAUAAAUGCAAACCUUUAAAUACCGUGGGUGCUGAACAAUUAUUAUUAGAUGUGCACAUGCUGAAAACUGCUCUUUUAGAUCUUCCAUCAACAGGUUAUCAAGUACAAAGAAAAGCGCCAGCGACAUAUACUAAGGUAGUAGUAAAGGGCAUGGCAACUGCUGAAAUGAUUCUCAAAAUUGUAAUGUCACCAAUUGAAACUCCAAAAGAUUUUGUAAAACAAUGUAGAAUGCGUCUACCGGAUUUACAAGCGCCCGAAUUUCAAAAAAUUUUGGACAUGAAAGGUUUGAAGAAAACAGAACAAGUUCUAUUGUUAGAACAAUUUAAACAGCCUGAGAAUAUGGUUGUCUCGCAUGACACCAGAAGUCAUAUUAUUCAAGACAGUCCGGAACACGAAGCCGGACGAAUAAAGAGACUAGAAAAAUUGAUAAAGAAAAGAAUAUAA
This is a messenger RNA of Dufourea novaeangliae, 2595 nucleotides long. It is a transcript of the gene Vps53, whose product is annotated as vacuolar protein sorting-associated protein 53 homolog. Gene Ontology annotation, biological process: retrograde transport, endosome to Golgi. Bases 82 to 2595 code for a protein of 837 amino acids. Gene Ontology annotation, cellular component: GARP complex. NCBI's taxonomy places the organism in Eukaryota, Metazoa, Arthropoda, Insecta, Hymenoptera, Halictidae. The transcript has 13 exons. The record is from RefSeq and is a predicted model, not a curated record.